GCGUGCGCAGAGGAUUUGGCGGGAAGUUCCAAGGCUUCACUUGUGCCGAUCAGUCUAGAGGCCGAGUUCAGAGGCGAUCGAUGAGAACCUUAGUCCCUGGCCCGCAGUCUUUUGACUUCCGCGUCCUCUCUGGAAAAAGAUUUCUGAGCAGGAGCUCAAGCGUGUCCACUUUUCUGAGGUGCUAGAGGAACCCUAGUGAGUGUGCGGGCGACAAAGUGUGGCUGCCAGAGCCUGGGCGCUUCGAGGCCAAGGCUAACAUCAAAAACAAUGAGUUUAAAACCGUUCACCUACCCAUUUCCAGAAACAAGGUUUCUUCAUGCAGGACCCGAUGUAUAUAAGUUCAAAAUCAGAUAUGGCAACAGCAUCAGAGGAGAAGAAAUAGAGAAUAAGGGAGUCAUCAUCCAGGAGCUGGAGGAUUCUAUCCGUGCAGUCCUGGCAAACAUGGACAACCUGCAGCCCUUUGUUACAGAACACUUCGUUGUAUUUCCCUAUAAAAGCAAGUGGGAGAGGGUUUCCCACCUGAAGUUUAAACAUGGAGAGAUCAUCCUGACCCCCUACCCGUUUGUUUUUACUCUGUAUAUAGAGAUGAAAUGGUGGGCUGAAGAUCUGCUUUCCGGGAAACCAGCAGGUGAUAUUCCUCUUGAGUUGGUCCUAGCUGAGAAGGAAGCAGAAGCCACAAUGAGGAAACGGAAACUCAUGGAGGAGCCCAGCCCCCCGAGCAGGCCAGGGCCACACAGGGCCAAGAUGGAGACAUCUAGUGAAGCUUCCAGCAGUAAGAAGCCUCUGAAGGAGAGUAAGAGGAGCAGGGAUGAAGAAGCCCAGCAGGAAAACCAGGAUCCCCCAGCGUCUAAUGCCGUUGCUGUCAAGGAGCGGGAUGCUACGUUGGGGCAUAGCCUGCCAGGGCUGGUUGUCCCUGCACUGCAACACAGCCAUCCACCACCACUGAAAGAGCCAGGAGCCAGAGGCUUCUUGGGGUUUCUAAGGGCUUUCUUCCCAUUCCGGUACUUCUUCAGGAAGAGCAGCCAGUGAGCCUUCCAGGCACCACAGCAAGGGUCAUGGCCAGCACAGAAAAGAUGUCCUCCUGAGCUACCACACCUCUUCUGCUUUUGUUUUCUUUUUUUCUUCUGUUUAUUGUGAGACAAGUGUUACUUUAUACAGCCCAGGCUGGCUUCAGUCUGUGCCUUGGCUCCCUGUGCACUCCCACAUGCCAUACCUUACUCCUAGCCCCCCACCCCCGUCAUGAGGAGGAGGGCACCGGACCGGGUCCACACGUGAGUUUAUCCCGUUGUUUGCCUUUGGUCUUUCCUAUCUAAACCACUAAGAACGAGACUGGAGAGAUGGUGGUAAUUAAGUGCAUACUGCUAUUGCUGAGGGCCUGAGUUUAGUUCUCAGGCCCUGCUUGCUUACCCAUAGCAAGCAACCUACAGCGACCUAUAGCUCCAGCUUUAUCAGGAUGGCCUGACACCUUCUGGCUUCUGCAGAAACUUGCACCUCCCACCCUGCACCCUCAUAAUUGGAAAAGCAAAACAAAACAAUUCUAAGAAGGGCCAUCAAGGGGGCUUGAUAUGUAAAGCACCUGCAACCAAACCUGACAACCUCCAUACAUGCAACAUGGCAUGCGCACCACACAGAAGAAAAUGUACUUUUAUUAAAAUUUCAAAAUAAAUAAGUAAAUAAAACACUAAAGAAUUCUACUGCCCUAA
Messenger RNA from Mastomys coucha (southern multimammate mouse), 1703 nucleotides. RefSeq names its product membrane anchored junction protein (gene Majin). Lineage: Eukaryota; Metazoa; Chordata; Mammalia; Rodentia; Muridae. The coding region runs from base 268 to 1029 and encodes 253 amino acids. Gene Ontology annotation, molecular function: DNA binding. Gene Ontology annotation, cellular component: nuclear inner membrane. The transcript has 11 exons. Gene Ontology annotation, biological process: meiotic attachment of telomere to nuclear envelope; homologous chromosome pairing at meiosis. The record is from RefSeq and is a predicted model, not a curated record.